This is a messenger RNA of Miniopterus natalensis, 2120 nucleotides long. RefSeq names its product empty spiracles homeobox 2 (gene EMX2). The record is from RefSeq and is a predicted model, not a curated record. Gene Ontology annotation, cellular component: nucleus. Gene Ontology annotation, molecular function: RNA polymerase II cis-regulatory region sequence-specific DNA binding; DNA-binding transcription factor activity, RNA polymerase II-specific. NCBI's taxonomy places the organism in Eukaryota, Metazoa, Chordata, Mammalia, Chiroptera, Miniopteridae. Gene Ontology annotation, biological process: neuron differentiation; central nervous system development; brain development.
AGCGGGGAGCCCCGGGCGCCAGCUCCUCGGCGCAGCAUGUUCCAGCCGGCGCCCAAGCGCUGCUUCACCAUCGAAUCGCUGGUGGCCAAGGACAGUCCCCUGCCCGCCUCGCGCUCCGAGGACCCCAUCCGUCCCGCGGCGCUCAGCUACGCUAACUCCAGCCCCAUCAACCCGUUCCUCAACGGCUUCCACUCGGCCGCCGCCGCCGCCGCCGCCGGCAGGGGCGUCUACUCCAACCCGGACUUGGUGUUCGCCGAGGCGGUCUCGCACCCGCCCAACCCCGCCGUUCCGGUGCACCCCGUGCCGCCGCCGCACGCCCUGGCCGCCCACCCCCUGCCCUCCUCGCACUCGCCACACCCCCUCUUCGCCUCGCAGCAGCGGGACCCGUCCACCUUCUACCCGUGGCUCAUCCACCGCUACCGGUAUCUGGGCCAUCGCUUCCAAGGGAACGACACAAGCCCGGAGAGCUUCCUUUUGCACAACGCGCUGGCCCGAAAGCCGAAGCGGAUCCGAACCGCCUUUUCCCCGUCCCAGCUUCUGAGGCUGGAGCACGCCUUCGAGAAAAACCACUACGUGGUGGGCGCGGAGAGGAAGCAGCUGGCACACAGCCUCAGCCUCACGGAAACUCAGGUAAAAGUAUGGUUUCAGAACCGAAGGACCAAGUUCAAAAGACAGAAGCUGGAGGAAGAAGGUUCAGACUCGCAGCAAAAGAAAAAAGGGACGCAUCACAUUAACCGGUGGAGAAUCGCCACCAAGCAGGCGAGUCCCGAGGAGAUAGAUGUAACCUCAGACGAUUAAAAACGCAAACCGAGCCCCACAGACGGACGGCACGGAGCAAAAUCAGAGACAGGGAGAGGAGGGGAAGACGGGAAACGAAAAACAAAAACAACCCUACAAAACAAAAACAAACCGCACACACACAUUCACCGAGACGGGGAGAGGGAGCCGCGGGCAGCCGGCAGCGAGCGCGCGGGGCGGACUUUGGGCGGCGAGGGCGCAGGGUCCUGAUCGAGGCCGCGCCAAGUUGUUAGAGGACAGAGGCUCCUUGAUCAACUUGCACCCCUUGUCUAAAGAGGCAGCUGAGAGAGGGAGAGGGAGAGAGGGAGAGAGGGAUCCCAAUGUGGCGAAGAGGAAGGCGCCCUGACAAGGGGAGCUGUCAGUCAAACGCCAAACCAGCCGGACAAGAUGAUUGGCAGGUAUUCCGUUUAUCGCAGUCCGACUUUUUUUUUUUUUUGGUUAAAAAAAAAGAUGAUAAUGAUGAUAAAAGAAAAAAAAAAACCCAACCAGGCACAGGACUUUUUAUUUUGCACUUCGCAGUGUUUCCCCCCAACCUUUAAAAAUAAUUAGUAAUAAUAACGAUUGAAAUUCCAUAUCCAGCCCCAUCCCACACAUGUUCAAAAACUUGAAUUGCAUGUAGCAGUUGUUGGGCGAAUGGUGUCUGAAGACAGAAAAUGAAUUGUAAUUCUCUUUUCCUUUUAAAGGCAGGUUCUGUGUGCUUUUUAUUUUGAUUUUUUUUUUUUCGAGAAAUGUGCAGUCUGUAAACACUUUUUGAUACCUUCUGACGUCAAAGUGAUUGUGAAAGCUAAAUGGGUAGGCUCAGCGAUAGUGGUCCUCUUACAGAGAAAUGGGGAGCUGGAUGGGGGGGGUCUGGGAGGGCUGGGGAGGGUGCCCACAAGAGGAGUCAGGAAUUGUGUUGGAAAAAAAUACCUAAAUUAAUUGUUUCUUGGACAUUCCCUUUCCUAACAUCCCAAGGCUUAAAAUCAUGAAGUAAACUCCUUUUAGUGGUUGGAAAUAUUGGCUGAGUUCAACCAUUCACUGCAAAGGCCAUUCCAAACUUUCAAUCAAUCUAUUGCAAAAAAACCGAAGGACUGUAGUUAGCGGGGAUGAUAGUUAAGUGUGGCCAAAGACACGGCGGCAAGUUUUCAAGCACUGAGUUUCUAUUCCAAGAUCAUAGACUUACUAAAGAGAGUGACAAACGCUUCCUUAAUGUCUUCUAUACCAGAAUGUAAAUAUUUUUGUGUUUUGUGUUAAUUUGUUAGAAUUCUAACACACUAUAUACUUCCAAGAAGUAUGUCAAUGUCAAUAUUUUGUCAAUAAAGAUUUAUCAAUAUGCCCUCAGA